This is a messenger RNA of Patella vulgata (common limpet), 2722 nucleotides long. RefSeq names its product protein arginine N-methyltransferase 1. Gene Ontology annotation, molecular function: protein-arginine N-methyltransferase activity. The transcript has a single exon. Bases 121 to 1182 code for a protein of 353 amino acids. NCBI's taxonomy places the organism in Eukaryota, Metazoa, Mollusca, Gastropoda, Patellidae. Gene Ontology annotation, cellular component: nucleus. The record is from RefSeq and is a predicted model, not a curated record. Gene Ontology annotation, biological process: peptidyl-arginine methylation.
UUGACCAUGCGCGGGUUAAACCACGUGCUCGGAAGUUCCGAUUGAAGACGACAUGUGCGCGAAGUAGCGGUGAAAACAGAAAAAGGCAUUGUGAAUUAAAGAACUAGUUCAAAAUUGAAAAUGGCUGACGAAAUGGAAGCUACACCAAGUACCACCAGUCCUGAAAAACCAGAGGCUGCAAACAAUCCCGAUGAUAUGACGUCUAAGGACUAUUAUUUUGAUUCCUAUGCACAUUUUGGAAUCCAUGAGGAGAUGUUGAAAGAUGAAGUAAGAACACUAACGUACAGAAACUCAAUGUAUUACAAUAAACAUUUAUUCAAAGAUAAAAUAGUUUUAGAUGUUGGCUGUGGCACUGGCAUUCUGAGUAUGUUUGCUGCAAAAGCUGGAGCCAAGAAAGUCAUUGGAAUUGAAUGCUCAAGUAUUAUAGACUAUGCUAAGAAAAUAAUAAUUGACAACAAAUUCGAGAACACCAUAACACUCGUAAAAGGUAAAGUUGAAGAAGUUGUUCUGCCCGAUGGUAUCGAACAUGUUGAUAUUAUUAUCAGUGAGUGGAUGGGCUAUUGUCUUUUCUACGAAUCCAUGUUGAAUACCGUUAUUCACGCAAGAGAUAAGUGGUUGGCCCCUGGGGGUUUAAUCUUUCCAGACAGAGCUACGCUGUACGUCUGCGGAAUCGAAGAUCGUCAGUAUAAGGAUGAGAAGAUCAACUGGUGGGAUAACGUCUAUGGAUUCGACAUGAGUAUUAUUCGAGGAGUUGCCAUAAACGAACCCCUGGUAGAUGUCGUAGACCCGAAGCAAGUCGUGACCAAUUCAUGCCUCGUGAAGGAAGUUGAUAUCUACACCGUCAAAGUAGAGGAUAUGGUUUUCAACACGCCUUUCCAUCUCCAAUGUCGAAGAAGUGAUUACUUACAUGCUCUUGUCACAUUUUUCAAUAUUGAAUUUACUAAGUCGCACAAAAGGACUGGAUUUUCAACAGCACCUGAAGCACCAUACACUCACUGGAAGCAGACAGUGUUUUAUCUAGGAGAUAAUGAUUUAACCAUUAAAAAGGGCGAAGAGAUCAAUGGAACCUUCUCUAUGAAACCAAACCAACAAAAUAAUAGAGAUUUGGAUUUCCAAAUAGACUUGGACUUUAAAGGAGAACUGUCUGAAAUGACAGAAUCCUUAAAGUAUAAAAUGCGCUAGUUACUGUGAUCAAUAGGGACAAUUUAAAUCUGUCUGCAUUGUAAAAGUGAAGCCAUUAGUUUGAGAUCAGUUUUAUAAAUAUAAAUGUAAUUCCCCGGCUUCAAAUACCAUGUACAUGUAUCAUUCAUCAUAUUUUCUUCUAUUAUAAAUGUCAUUUGGAAACUCUGAGAACUUUGUAUAGUGUAUAGCAAUAAGCAUGGAUGCUGUUUUGUCCGUAUAUGUAGGAUAAUGUCCUACCUACGUGAGUCGGCAAACCUCUGACCAGGAAUAUGCUCAAUAGAACAUCAAGAUAUGGUGCGUUAUAUUCCGAUUUCCCCCAAAAAUUGACUGUGCUAAGGAUGUAGCUAUUUCUAAUUUCGAUUGUCCUUGAUAAUAUGUAUGAUUCAUUCAUUCGCUCCUGUCGUUUUACAUCUACUUCCACCAAAGGUGAAAUCGUAACUAUUUCUAAUCUUGAUUGUUCUUCAGGAAUGAUUGAUUGAGUGAUCAACCCUUUUAUAGUGUUCAACACUAAUUAUUAAAUUAACCCUGAUUAAAAAAUGUCGGACAAGCAAAAUUUUGAAACAGCAUCCCUGGUGUAUAGUUAUAGAAGGAAGGGGUGUCAUAAUUUCUGUAUUAAUAAUUUAACAUGUGCCAUCCAGUUUGUGAGAGAGAUAUAUAAACAUGUUAUCUAUUUAAUUGUCAAUGGAUUUUUUAGAUGUAAUUUUUAAAAUGAUUAUAUUGUUGUCUAGCAUUCUAUUAGUUUUGACAGAUACCAUUCUGAGUGUAAAUAGUAGAAUAUCUUCCACUCUUCUUGUUUUGUACAUACAAGUAUGAUCCAUUGGUCCCCCACAAAUAUCCCAGUGAUUAAAAAAUAAUUUUUACAUUCUAGAAUAAAAUUUGGUUAUCAUACAGACGAACGUAUAUGUAAAUAACCAAUAAUUGUUUUAUUAUUUUACAUGUAUGUAAACACAAGUGCUAUAAAAGAAAGAAAAAUCUGCUGGGGUAAAUCAUCAAUAAAUCAUUACAAUAAUCAUUUUCAGCUUUAAUUGCAUAUUGUCAUCUGUCAAACCUCGUGGGUUUUCUCCGGUUUCCUCGCACUGCUAAAGACCCCUACGUGCAAGCGAUUAUUGACAUAUAAUUGAACCAUAUGUUAGUCCCGAAAUGACCUAGUUUGUGUUGAGUGGACUGGACGUUAAACCCAUCUCCCUCUCUUUAUUGCAUAUCAGAGCCAAGAUAGCUCAGUGUCUAAGGCUCACUGACCCUCUAAAAAGGAGUUUUUGAUCCUGGUAUUGGGGUAUUUUUCAGUAUGGUUGCCCAUUGUGAGUGGCGGAGGGCUUUGCUAGGAACAUCUUCUGGUUCUUCAGAUGGGAUAAGAAACCCAAGAUCCUGUGUUGGUGAAGAAAAAAAGGAUGUUUAAAUCCAUUUCAUUCAUUUCAUUCAUCUCAUAACUACUGGUCGCAUAAUUUGAAUUCAAAGAGAUUUUUGAAGACUGUUCGAUCAGAUUUUUUUUCCUAUGCAUUAUUCAAUGUUAAUUCAAAGUAAUAAAAUGUGAUCAAAUUUU